Messenger RNA from Oreochromis niloticus (Nile tilapia), 1328 nucleotides. RefSeq lists its product as uncharacterized. The coding region runs from base 414 to 740 and encodes 108 amino acids. The transcript is spliced from 4 exons. The record is from RefSeq and is a predicted model, not a curated record. NCBI's taxonomy places the organism in Eukaryota, Metazoa, Chordata, Actinopteri, Cichliformes, Cichlidae.
CGAGUCAAUCGUACAGUUUGAGCAGGCGCUGAAUAACGCCACUGAAAAAAUCGCACAGCGUAUGCCCAAGGCUCCGCCGAUGCUGAUGGAAAUGGACAAAACGUUAAGAAACGCAAAGCCAGAGGAACAGACUAACACACACUAAUGCUGUUUUUGACUUCUAUUUAUGCCCUCAGUAGGCGUGACCUAACGGCCGCACUUCAAAGCACGGCCGCACUUCAAAGCACUCAGCCUUUUGACGCGUCAUGUAAUCUUCCUUCUAAUGGCGCAACUCCUCCCACUCAUUCAUAAUCCGACCUCCGCGUUUGCACUCGUCCUACAAGAGCUCCCAAAUUUGAACAUCAUUGAUGUUCAUCGGAUUUACAGAGUGACGACAAACCCCGUCAGCAUGUUAGAUAAAGGAUUUAAGUUAUAUGCUGCAUCAUAUAUACACAACUACGAAGAUUAAGCUUCUGGAUUCAUCGCCAGUGCUCCUGUGUGGCAGGUGCUGUUAUGUGCAAUCACACAGUGGCACUGCUCUUCCAAACAGCACACUACUCACAACUCAGAGUGCCGGUUGUCCCCCUGUGCAUAGCUGCACCGAAUCUGAACAGCAAUGGCACAAGCCACGGACAGUGGGUGUGAAGCCAGGACCUAUCAACUCUAUGAUCUUCACUAAGCCGGUACCAAAUAGGAUGGCCCAGACUGGAGUACGGAGUGGAUUCUACAGAGGCAUUGUGGGUCCAUUACCAGAUCCCUGACCUGACAAGCCCCUUGUGGAAAGUGCCUUUGGGCUGGUGCAGGAGGGCAGUGUUCUGUCAUGUCAGCAGCCGGUUUUGACAACCCGGUACAUCACACUACACCGUGAUGCACCACCAACACCGCACUUGCCUCUGGAGGGGUACGACAUCAAGGAAACCCUGCUCGCUCAGACAGCCUGUGAUAUUUUCUCAAACCGCUGCGCUGAACAAGUUUCCAAAGAACAUGCUGUGUGACACAAUAAAUAUCCUUUAACCUGUUAACCUGUGGCUUCUGGAAGAAACUCGGGUGAGUCAGUCACUGCAAACACAUUUGUAUCAUCAAGUGUUUGUCAAAUGAAAAUGAUAUGUUUUUCUACACUUAGGAUAAUUUUCUAUGUUGCAGUGCAGUAAAGUGCAUGUUUCUUCUGUGUUCAAUCAUACAUGUUCUAAUUGUUAUAAACAGAAAAAAUCUUUUCUUACUUAACUGCUUGAUUCUUAACUUGUUUAACUGAAACAUGAUGAAAUGUCAUAGUAUUAUUUUUUUUUUUAAAUGUCCUUGGCAGUGCAUGUGUCCGCAUUGUAACUUACUAAUAAAAAGUCCUGUGUGUA